CAACCCAAGUUUCAAAUCAAAAAGCGAAUGUCGAAGAUAUGAUGAAACUACUCGCUAUACAGAAAUGCAUGGAGGAGUUGAUUCAAAUUGUUCAUGAGCGAAGAAAAUAUGAUAAAAAGCUAUUGGAUUAUGUUGUGCAGAAAACUGUGAAACAGUUUGAACGCUACAGUAAAACUGGUUCUCCAAACCUCGUCAUCAAGUUUGUGAAACGUUGUACAGAACUUUGCUGGAGCAUGGUUAUCAAAGAGCCAUCAAUGGUUCUGGUUUAUGACCAAUUAGAAGGAAAGCCGAUAGACAAAAACCUGUUUUCCCCAUAUUCCAAAAAUGGAUCCGUCAUCGACUUUGUUGUCUGGCCUGCCUUGAUUUUACACAAUAAUGGAGCAAUCUUACAAAAAGGUAGUGUGCAGGGUAAAGAUGUUGCUGUACUGGCAGAUACGCAACAGAAAAUUGAGUCCCGAUUGGCAAACAGCUUACCUGCAACAAUUAAAGGUGGAUCGGAUACAUUCACCGUACAAAGUGGCUCUAUCAAGGGGAACGAUGGCAUCCAAGUCUUCAUACCAGGAGAUGGAGCAAAUCAGAGUGUUACGGUGAAAGAAGGAGGUCUAAAUGAACAGUGAAUGAAUGGUAAUCAUUCAGCCUCAAUGUUGGCAUAAUAACUUUCUAAACAGCAUUUGUGUAUAUAUAUCGAGGAUAUUUUAGGCAUAAUGAAUUCGCAUGCAUUUAUAACAAUAAUUAUACUGCAUGUCACGAGAUCAAUCUAACCAAAAAUAAAUUGUUCACCUCUGAACACAAAAACAACAUUUUAAUCAAGGUAUAUAUUGCAACCUUCGACAUA
Messenger RNA from Mytilus trossulus (common blue mussel), 835 nucleotides. RefSeq lists its product as uncharacterized. The coding region runs from base 39 to 617 and encodes 192 amino acids. The transcript is spliced from 3 exons. The record is from RefSeq and is a predicted model, not a curated record. NCBI's taxonomy places the organism in Eukaryota, Metazoa, Mollusca, Bivalvia, Mytilida, Mytilidae.